AAUACUAGGGAAUUUAAUAUAGUAGAAUUUGUUAUUUAUACGUACAUUGAUAUGUACUAUGUCUUUUCUAUUAGCUAUUUUACGAUUGCCUAAAAUUACAAGAAAUAUUAUUUCUGUACAAUAUGCAACACAAUCUAAACCUUCUUCAGAUAAAAAGAAAGUAAAACCAGUUCGCCAAAAAAUAGAAAUACCAGUUGAAGAAGAUGUUAAUAAGUUAUUAAAUUAUGUAUGUGGAUUAAAUAUUUAUAAAGAUGGAGAAGAUGUAAAGCUAAAACCAGAUUCUGAAUAUCCUGAAUGGUUAUGGAAUAUCAGAAUUGAAAAAUUGCAAUUAUCAGAUUUAGAUCCUAAUACAAAACAAUAUUGGAGACUUAUUCGCAAACAAGCACUGAGAAGAAAAAAUGAAAUGCGUAAACAUCAAAAACCUAAAAAUUAAAAAUUCUAUUCCAAAUCUCAAAUAUUUUAAUUUUAUUAUUCUUCUUAAUUGCAAUUUAAUAGCAAGUAAUAUAUUUCAUUAAAAUAUUGUUAAUAAAAAUAUGUGUAAAUAAAAUUUUAUUUAUAAAAAAUAAA
Apis mellifera (honey bee) is the source of this 567-nucleotide messenger RNA. RefSeq names its product 39S ribosomal protein L54, mitochondrial (gene mRpL54). Bases 59 to 433 code for a protein of 124 amino acids. Gene Ontology annotation, molecular function: structural constituent of ribosome. The transcript is spliced from 2 exons. Gene Ontology annotation, cellular component: mitochondrial large ribosomal subunit. Lineage: Eukaryota; Metazoa; Arthropoda; Insecta; Hymenoptera; Apidae. The record is from RefSeq and is a predicted model, not a curated record.